Molecule: messenger RNA, 1231 nt
Organism: Paramuricea clavata
Lineage: Eukaryota; Metazoa; Cnidaria; Anthozoa; Malacalcyonacea; Plexauridae
Source: the annotation of a GenBank genome assembly
AUGGGAAAGCAAGUUGAUAAGGUACAUCUUUAUAAAUUAACUUUAAAGUAUUUUUGUUGACAUUUUGUUAACUUGAAGUGUUUCUGUGAGGCUCAUAAUUUACCAAAAUUAUCAUAUGUCAAUUCCCAAAGCGGUUUAAUUAACAAUGCAUAUUUAUAAAACGUGACUUAAAAUGCAUAUUUAUAUACUAUCUGGAGUAAGAUAAUUGAAGCCUCUUACAUUGAAAUGUGCAUAGCACGUGCAUCUUAUCUUUAAAGUUUUUUAAAUAAUCCAGAUGCCAGUUGCCAAUCCCCUAUGAAAAUCAAUUUUCAAACAUUCAAUAUAAUUGUACAUACUUAGGGGUCAUUUUCAAGUAGAGCAGGUGGGUCAAGAGACUGAGUAUUAUUCUGUGACGUUUUCACGAAUUUCACCAUGGCAAUCUUGUCAGAAUUAGUCAUGCCACGCUUGACGUUUUCAAGGAUGUGUGGAUUUAGAUAAAAAACCUUAAUUUAUUGACGUUUUGCAUGACAAUUUGAAUGUACACUUGGCCCCGAAAUAGAACACAGAAUAUACAACUGUCAUAGAUGAUAUUUAUAUUAACAUAUUAAUGGCUUGAUUUAUACAAGAGUCAGAUCAUCGGCCAAGCCACAUCACCCAUCUGACGGAUCACUGAUAUUUUGUCCUAAUGGAUGAUUCCUAACACACAGAUAAAUUAUCCCUCCUUUGUGUAAUAAACUUCUUUUGUAGCAGAUAAUUAUCUUUCGGAGGAGAAUAACAGCCAAUUCAAAUUUUAAAAGCCAGCCAUGUGGUCCAACCACUGUGACAUAAUCCCCCAUAUUCAAAGACAAUAAGCCAGGAUUUUCUUUACGACCACAAGCAUUAAAUUGUGUAAGCUCACCAGCUUAUGCAUUAAUUGACUUGUACAGUACGCAAGUCAAUUUAUUUGUAUUACGUUUUGUAGGAUUUCACAACAGCCUUAGAGCAGGCCAGCCAAACUCAAAGUAAACUAUCACAAAAGGUUAUCCGAGUGUUUUUCAGCUCACCAUUUGGAGGUCUUGAGCUUGAACGAGAAGAACUAACAAAGAAAUACUGGCCACAACUUCAGUCAUUGUGUAGUCGUCAUGGUUACACAUUUGUUCCUGUUGACUUACGCUGGGGUAUUACCUCUGAUCUGUCGGCUAAUGCAUCCACCAUAAUGAUCUGUUUAAGUGAAAUUGAUCGAUCUGAUAUUUUUGUUGGAUUUUUUGGCCAG